This is a messenger RNA of Lacerta agilis (Sand lizard), 3916 nucleotides long. It is a transcript of the gene ATP8B2, whose product is annotated as ATPase phospholipid transporting 8B2. Gene Ontology annotation, molecular function: ATP hydrolysis activity; ATPase-coupled intramembrane lipid carrier activity; magnesium ion binding. Gene Ontology annotation, cellular component: plasma membrane. The record is from RefSeq and is a predicted model, not a curated record. Gene Ontology annotation, biological process: Golgi organization; phospholipid translocation. Lineage: Eukaryota; Metazoa; Chordata; Lepidosauria; Squamata; Lacertidae. The coding region runs from base 66 to 3698 and encodes 1210 amino acids. The transcript is spliced from 27 exons.
CCAGGGGGCCUCCUGCAAGGCCCCCCUCCCCAUAAAACACACGCAAAUCCGGGCCGGCGGUAACCAUGACGAUCCCUAAGGAGAUGCCCGAGAAAUGGCCCUGGGUCGCCGUAGCGACGGGCAGCCGCGGACAGGCGCCUGGGGGGACAGAGGAGGAAAGGCGGGUGAAAGCAAACGCCCGAGAGUAUAACGAAAAGUUCCAGUAUGCGAGUAACUGCAUCAAGACGUCCAAGUACAACGUGGUCACAUUCCUGCCCAUCAACCUCUUUGAGCAGUUCCAGGAAGUGGCUAACACUUACUUCCUCUUCCUCCUUAUUCUCCAGCUGAUUCCACAGAUAUCCUCCCUUUCGUGGUUCACCACCAUAGUGCCUUUGGUUCUUGUGCUUACCAUCACGGCGGUCAAGGAUGCCACUGACGAUUACUUUCGCCACAAGAGUGACAACCAGGUGAACAAUCGCCAGUCUCAGGUGCUGAUCAAUGGGAUCCUCCGUCAGGAACAGUGGAUGAACGUUCGCGUUGGUGACAUCAUAAAGUUGGAGAACAACCAGUUCGUGGCGGCUGACUUGCUUCUCCUGUCCAGCAGCGAACCUCACGGGCUUUGCUACAUCGAAACGGCAGAGCUGGACGGGGAGACCAACAUGAAGGUCCGCCAGGCCAUCCCAGUGACAUCGGAGCUGAGUGACACCAGCAAACUUGCGCACUUUGAUGGGGAGGUGAUCUGCGAGCCGCCCAACAAUAAGUUGGACAAGUUCGGCGGGACGCUCUACUGGAAGGACAGCAAGCACCCUUUGAGCAACCAGAACAUGCUGCUUCGUGGCUGCGUCCUCCGCAAUACAGAGUGGUGUUUCGGCCUUGUCAUCUUCGCAGGCCCGGACACCAAACUGAUGCAGAACAGCGGCCGCACGAAAUUCAAGAGAACGAGCAUUGACCGCUUGAUGAACACUUUGGUGCUUUGGAUCUUCGGCUUUCUCGUGUGCAUGGGCGUCAUCCUGGCCAUCGGCAACUCCAUCUGGGAGUACGAGGUGGGCGCCUGCUUCCAGAUCUACCUGCCCUGGGACGAGGCGGUCGACAGUGCCUUUUUCUCUGGCUUCCUCUCCUUCUGGUCCUACAUCAUCAUCCUGAACACGGUCGUCCCCAUCUCUCUCUACGUCAGCGUGGAGGUGAUUCGCCUCGGGCACAGCUACUUCAUCAACUGGGAUAAGAAGAUGUAUUGCGUGAAGAGGUGCACGCCGGCCGAGGCCCGGACCACGACCCUCAAUGAGGAGCUGGGGCAGGUGGAGUACAUCUUCUCGGACAAGACGGGCACCCUCACCCAGAACAUCAUGGUCUUCAGCAAGUGCUCAGUGAACGGGCGCAGCUACGGUGAUGUCCUGGACGUUCUGGGUUACAAGGCUGAGCUUGGAGAGAAGACGGAACCGGUGGACUUCUCUUUCAAUCCCCUGGCGGACCCCAAGUUCACCUUCUGGGAUGCGGCGCUGCUGGAAGCGGUCAAGAUCGGCGACCCUCAUGUGCACGAGUUCUUCCGCCUCCUCUCCCUCUGCCACACGGUCAUGUCCGAGGAGAAGAGCCCAGGGGAGUUGUUUUACAAAGCCCAGUCGCCAGAUGAGGGUGCCCUGGUGACCGCCUCCCGCAACUUUGGCUUCGUUUUCCGCGGGCGAACCCCCAAGACCAUUGUGAUCCAGGAGCUGGGGCGGCCCGUCACCUACCAGCUUCUGGCCAUCUUGGACUUCAACAACGUCCGCAAGCGCAUGUCAGUCAUUGUACGGAACCACGAGGGGCAGAUCCGGCUGUACUGCAAAGGAGCAGACACCAUUUUGCUGGAGCGGCUUCACCCAGGCCACCAGGAGCUGUAUAAUGUCACCACUGACCAUCUGAAUGAAUAUGCCGGCGAGGGUCUGCGGACGUUGGUGCUGGCCUAUCGCGACCUCGAAGAGAGCUACUACGUAGGCUGGGCUGAGCGCCUGAAGCGAGCCAGUUCCGCCAGCGAGGGUCGCGAGGAGAGGUUGGCCCGGCUUUACGAGGAAGUGGAGAACGACAUGAUGCUGCUGGGGGCCACCGCCAUCGAAGAUAAGCUGCAGCAGGGCGUCCCGGAGACCAUUGCCCUCCUCACGCUGGCGAACAUCAAGAUCUGGGUGUUGACGGGAGACAAGCAAGAGACGGCCGUGAACAUCGGCUACUCCUGCAAGAUGCUGACGGACGAGAUGACGGAGGUCUUCAUCAUCACGGGGCACACGGUUUUGGAAGUGCGGCAGGAGUUGCGGAAGGCUCGAGAGAAAUUGGUGGACUCUUCCCGGUCCGUGGGCAAUGGGUUCACCUACCAGGAGAAGCUCUCUGCCUCGAAGCUGACGUCCGUGCUGGAGGCUGUGGCUGGGGAGUACGCCCUGGUGAUCAAUGGGCACAGCCUGGCGCACGCCCUGGAGGCUGACAUGGAGCUGGAGUUCCUGGAGACGGCCUGCGCCUGCAAAGCCGUCAUCUGCUGCCGCGUCACCCCCUUGCAGAAGGCCCAGGUGGUGGAGCUGGUGAAAAAGUACAAGAAGGCCGUCACGCUGGCCAUCGGCGACGGGGCCAACGACGUCAGCAUGAUCAAGACCGCCCACAUCGGGGUUGGAAUCAGCGGCCAGGAGGGCAUCCAGGCAGUGCUGGCCUCGGACUACUCCUUCUCUCAGUUCAAGUUCCUGCAGCGCCUCCUGCUGGUCCACGGGCGCUGGUCCUACUUGCGCAUGUGCAAAUUCCUUUGCUAUUUCUUCUACAAGAAUUUUGCCUUCACCAUGGUGCACUUCUGGUUCGGCUUCUUCUGCGGCUUCUCUGCCCAGACUGUCUAUGAUCAAUAUUUCAUCACGCUGUACAACAUUGUCUACACCUCGCUGCCAGUGCUCGCCAUGGGUGUCUUUGACCAGGACGUGCCUGAGCAUCGCAGUUUGGAGUACCCCAAGCUGUACGAACCGGGGCAGCUCAACCUGCUCUUCAACAAGCGGGAGUUCUUCAUCUGCAUCGCUCAAGGGAUCUACACCUCCGUCUUCAUGUUCUUCAUCCCCUACGGGGUCUUCAGCGACAACUCCCACCUGGCCGACUACCAGUCCUUUGCCGUCACCGUGGCGACCUCCCUCGUCAUCGUCGUCAGUGUGCAGAUUGGCCUGGAUACAGGAUUCUGGACGGCUAUCAACCAUUUCUUCAUCUGGGGCAGCCUGGCUGUUUACUUCGCCAUCCUCUUCGCCAUGCACAGCGACGGCCUCUUCCAGCUCUUCCCCAACCAGUUCCGUUUUGUGGGCAACGCCCAGAACACACUAGCCCAACCUUCCGUGUGGCUGACCAUUGCCCUCACCACUGUCGUCUGCAUCAUGCCUGUGGUCGCCUUCCGGUUCCUCAAGCUGGACCUGAAGCCUGAGCUCUCGGAUACGGUGCGCUACACCCAGCUGGUGAGGAAAAAGCAGAAAGCCCAGCACCGCUGCAUGGGGAGGGUGGGCCGGGCAGGCUCUCGCCGCUCCGGCUACGCCUUCUCCCACCAGGAGGGCUUUGGAGAGCUCAUCAUGUCCGGCAAGAACAUGCGCCUCAGUUCCCUCGCCCUCUCCAGCUUCAGCGGCCGCCCCAGCGCUAGCUGGAUCGAUACCUUGCGCAAGAAGAAGGGCAGUGGCGGCGGCGACAGCAGCGUGGCCAGCAGCCCUAGUGGGGGCGGGCCUGACAAGACACUGAAGGUGUGAGGAGGAAGGUCCCGGGAUAGACAGAUAGACACACGCAACGGACGGAACUCCCUGCCUCAGGAAGGGCGGGGAGGGCUGCCCCACGGGCCAGAAAUGGGCCACAGCCCCCCCGGUAGCCGGAGAGAUGCGGAUCUUACCGGAUGGAUCGAGGAGGCCUAGGAGGCUUGUGGCCGUAUAACCAAAAAGUUGAUGAUGAUAAUAAUCAUAAGAAUAACUGA